Molecule: messenger RNA, 9614 nt
Organism: Coregonus sp. 'balchen'
Lineage: Eukaryota; Metazoa; Chordata; Actinopteri; Salmoniformes; Salmonidae
Source: the annotation of a GenBank genome assembly
AUGCAGAGAAAUAGAGAGGGUAAGGGAGAGAGGUGAGGCUUGGUUUGAUUCAUGUUGUGAUCAGAGCCAAUAGAAAGCCCCCGUCAAUGUCUAGGGGAAAGCAGAAGUGAGAGUCCAAACCCAGCUGUAGACACACAGAGACAGCACUAGAAUACUGAGACACAGAAACCCAAUGGCAGAGAAAGACAGAUUACACAAAGAGAGGAGAAAGAGAUAUAUACAUAUUUUGAGAUAAAUAUGGAUUAUUAAUAAACUCAAAGAUACAGACUCAGUGGAGAGAAACAGGACCACAGACCUUGGGACACUCAACUGACAGUCCACCUCAGGAACCCCUGCUGUUCCCAUGGAAACCAACACCAGGAUUCCCUCUCCAGGACCAGUAAGGGUGGACAGCUACCCCUAACGGAGACGGGAUCACCCCACUGUCCCGGGACACUGUGAGGUACAGUCACUGUCUUCCUCCUUCAGGUCAUGCAGUAGUCUUGGUGGCUGGUCAGUUAUUCAGGCUGGAGAGCAACAGGUAUAGAGGGUGAGAUUCAAUCACAGGAAGCAUUUUCCUGAAUGUUUAUGGAAUUGAGUGCUUUCAUUGAGUUAAUGGGUGUGUGGGUGAUUGUUGAUUUGGCUAAUGAAUGAAAGACUGUAUUAGUGAUAAAUGAUUAGGUGUGUGUAAGUGUGGGAGAAGCUAUAUAAUUAAGGUGAGAAUGUAACUUUGUGUCACAGUGUAAAUCCAUCAGUGUGUAAGAGAGACUGUAGCCCCGUUUAUACCUGGUGCUAACAUGGGUAAUUUGUCCUGAUCUGGUCUACAUUCUGAUUGUGCCCACAUUUCCAGAAAUGUGUCUACACAUGGUAUUAAAAUGUGUCUGUUAUCCGUCCACUGUGUCUGCAUUGUGACCAGAUUUCCUGGUCCCUUCCUUUAUGCAAAUAAUUUCACAGCUAUUCUUUCAAAAUAAUAUUUAUUUAUUGUAAGAUAUAUAUUGAUGUAAUCAGUCAAUGGUGCCACCUGUCAAUGAUUUUAUAGAGCGGAAUAAUUAUGAUUUCAAUGGUGUCUCUGUCCAGAUCUGUCUACACUUGUAAGAUAUCCAGACACCAUGCCUGUCUGACAACCUCCAGAGGUGGACAGGAUGAUCUGAUCACAAUCAGAUCAGGAUGUGUGUUUUGAUUGUCUACACCUCUCUAAAAAUGUGGGCACAAUCAGAACGUGGAAAAGAUCAGGAAAAAGGACGCAAGCUAGAAGCCGGUAUAAACGGGACUUGUGAAUGUGUGAGAGACAGAUUAAUUACAUGUGUGGUUGAGAGUUUGCGUGUGUACGCGUUGUGUGAGUAGCGAGCUUGGCUUCUGAUCCGACUCACCGCUCUGGUGACGGCUCCACCUUGGACUGAUAGCUCUGAUUCCAAAGAGGAUUUAGGCAGGACACACAUCUUUGUCCUAAUAUAAACCCUUUGAUAUAAACCCUUCCCCGCACUAUAUUAUUUCCAGUUUAAUCCCAAAGAGCUCUUUGUUAAUGAAUAUGAGAUAUCAAUUUCUAAACACUGUGUGUUUGUAAUAUUGAAACAAUGCAUUGCCUUGCUGGAGGAGGGCAAUUGGUUCUUGCUGAAUCUCCCAAGUUUAAUUUAUUUAAAUACCACCCUCUCUAGUAUCAGUAUAUAUUUUUUAACACUGUUUUUCUCACUUGACAGAUUUAAGUUAUCAGUACAGACACUGAUAGGGACUGUACAGGCCUGUUGUGUUCAGCUGCAGUUUAGGGUUGGUUAUGUUACGCAGUAAUUCACUCCCUCUAGGUGGGGAACACACUAUCGAUUAUAUUUUAGCCAUCCUCGCUAUGAUCCUGAUUCCGACCCGAGUUAAAUGGGACGUCAUUCCCUUUUAUCCACUGUUCUCUCUAUGUGUAUUCUAACCUUGAAUUUAAGCAUGAGAAUAGCAUGCUAUUCACCUGCUAUUCGUUCGGGGUGGCGAUCUAAGAAAUGAAGGUGUGGCGGAGGUGUGUCUACAGAUAAACCAUAUUCAGACUUUUAUUUAAUUCCCUCAUAAUUCCACCACCUUUACACGCAAGGAAACCAUGAAUAAGGUCGAGUGAACCUGCCGGUUCCAAGUGAAAAAAGCAUCUACUUUCUUUUUGCGAUAGAAAUAACACCAUUCUCGUUGCACUGUAAUUUAUAAAUGCAUAAGCGCUAUUGUUAAGAGCUAGGUAAAUUAGUAUUCUGUUUGGAGAAGGGGAUUGUAAAUACACAUAGCAAUUGUUUUUGAUGAUUUUCCUUUUGAUCCCUGGAGACAAAUGUGAAACCAACCAUUUGGAAGCAAACUCAUAUCAACAUGACAUGUAUUGCGGCCCCUUUUCCACAGUGAAAUAGGCUCUAAAUAGCUGUACCGUUAUUCAGAAUUUUAAUUGUGUGCCCUCAUAAUUUGCGUGGAUGAAAUUUGGACACCCAAGCUAUAGGCUUCUGAACCUGCCGAGGUGAUGUAUGCGCUUUAGAAUGUUUUAAUUAUAGCCUAUGCCCAGGCUUGUCUCCUUUUUAUUUGACAAUUUGUAUCAUAUUAAAUAUUUGCCACUAUCGGGAGCCACCGUCAGUAAUACCCACAUACAUUUAUAACUGUCACUUUAGUGUCCUUUUACCUUUCUUUCCUCUGUCAUGUCCGUGUAAAUUGUUCCUGAGGGUCGCUAGCAUUAGUGGAUCAGAUUAGGAUGAUGUUGUGCAAUAAUUUGGAACAUGUAGCCUAUUUGAAUCAUUAUGGAACUCAGACCACACCUAGCAGUUUAAACCUGGAGCAUGGCGCACAGUUCACGACGACUGAACGGUUGUCAUAUAGUGCCAUGAUUAGUGAGGAUUAUAGCAGAUUUAUAGGACUAUUGUUCAACCCCUAUUGUACACUUUUUACAACUUCCAAUAUUGAACUUGAAUAUGACAACUUUCAGGAUGAAUUAAACCACUGUAUUUUUUAUUCAUCAAUAUGUUUAGUGCAUAAAGGCUCUCCAAACCUGUUUUUUUAAUGAUUCAUACAUACUUUUCUAAUCAUAAAAUUAGCCUAAAUAAUCUACAAGAUCUGAGUAUUUUUUAAUCUACCAGUUUGUACGGAGACGUAGAUGCAUAGAUGGCAUUCUUUCAUUGAUCCAUAUAUUCUGAACCCGUUCUCUCAAUGUAUUCUAAUCUGUCUACAAAAUUGUAAUUACAUUUGUACAUAUGGCUUUUGGAAGAUGGGCAGGGACUCUGCUGUCCUAGCUUAAUGGGGAAGCUGGUUCCACCAUUUAGGUGCCAGGACAGAGAAGAGCUUGGACUGGGCUGAGAGAGAGAGCUGCCCUCCUGUAGAGUUGAGCCAGACUCAGUUGUGUGUAACUUGAACUUUCACAGAAAUCUCCUACUGACAUCAAGCAUGAAUUAUGUAAACGUUCUUAUCACGCAUCCUUUGCUCUGGAAGACACUGAAUAGGUUCAACUCCCCUUGUCCUCAUGACCACCAUCAUCCUCCAUCCAUUCAGUCCUCUUCUCUAAACCCUCCACCAGCCUCAUGGUUCCUGGGUAUACCAGUACCUAGCCCUCCACCAGCCUCAUGGUUCCUGGGUAUACCAGUACCUAGCCUUCCACCAGACAUUGUGUUUUUCUUGAUGGCCAAAAAGCUCAAUUGUAAUCUCAUCUGACCAGAGUACCUUCUUCCAUAUGUUUGGGGAGUCUCCCACAUGCCUUUUGGCAAACACCAAACGUGUUUGCUUAUUUUUUUCUUUAAGCAAUGGCUUUUUUCUGGCCACUCUUCCGUAAAGCCCAGCUCUGUGGAAUGUACGGCUUAAAGUGGUCCUAUGGACAGAUACUCCAAUCUCCGCUGUGGAGCUUUGCAGCUCCUUCAGGGUUAUCUUUGGUCUCUUUGUUGCCUCUCUGAUUAAUGCCCUCCUUGCCUGGUCCGUGAGUUUUGGUGGGCGGCCCUCUCUUGGCAGGUUUGUUGUGGUGCCAUAUUCUUUCCAUUUUUUAAUAAUGGAUUUAAUGGUGCUCCGUGGGAUGUUCAAAGUUUCGGAUAUUUUUUUAUAACCCAACCCUGAUCUGUACUUCUCCACAACUUUGUCCCUGACCUGUUUGGAGAGCUCCUUGGUCUUCAUGGUGCCGCUUGCUUGGUGGUGCUCCUUACUUAGUGGUGUUGCAGACUCUGGGGCCUUUCAGAACAGGUGUAUAUAUACUGAGAUCAUGUGACAGAUCAUGUGACACUUAGAUUGCACACAGGUGGACUUUAUUUAACUAAUUAUGUGACUUCUGAAGGUAAUUGGUUGCACCAUAUCUUAUUUAGGGGCUUCAUAGCAAAGGGGGUGAAUACAUAUGCACACACCACUUUUCCGUUAUUUAUGUUUUAGAAUGUUUUGAAAAAAAAUAUUUUUUUCAUUUCACUUCACCAAUUUGGACUAUUUAGUGUAUGUCCAUUACAUGAAAUCCAAAUAAAAAUCAAUUUAAAUUACAGGUUGUAAUGCAACAAAAUAGGAAAAACGCCAAGGGGGAUGAAUACUUUGCAAGGCACUGUAAAAACACAGAGUUUUGUUUUCUGUGUGUGAGCUUUGGCCUGUUGAAUUGAAAACAAUAAUUGAUGUCAGUUAUCCGUCUAUUACAUUUCCUGACACACUUUGCUAUAAUUAUUGUGUAACACAGGCUUUGUUUUGACCUGUCAUUUUAGGCCUGUUCUUGUUCUUGUCAUUGCUAACACUUUAUUUCAGGGCCCAUGUGGAAGGUACUGCUUUGAGCUUAUUGACUGAAUAAUUAGCAGAUUUCAUUAUUGAAGAACCCUUGACCUAUCAUAGUUGAUGUAUUACAAUAGAGGCGCUGGUACUGUGGUGCAGACGGAAAGUUCAUCCAAGUGUAGCUACCCACUGCGGUCAGUAAAGCUCAAGUUGCCAUGGGCAAUUGUUACUCUGGGAGAUAGCUAUCCCAGUUUUGUUUUUGGUUCAGUAUUUGUAGACCUGAGGUCUGAGAUGGUUCAUUCAAGCGUAUAGAGCCUGGUAUUUGUGGUUGUGAUAUAACAUGCAGUGGCCCUGUUUGUGGACAGAUAGCAUGGUCCAGUUCAGCUGUCUCACCGAUAAUACAAAAACCACAGUCUCCCUCCGGCUCAGACUCCAUGAUGAUUGGUGAGAGAGAGAGUCAGGGGGGUGGAUGAGGGGGGCCGCAAGCACUAAAGUCAGGGCUAAAUAGUUUGUUUUGUUUUCCAACAGUCUCUCUGUACACUAUCAUUAUCCCCCACUACUUCCCCCCCAACCUCCAAACCGCAAUUUGUCUUGCUGGGAGAUUGAUGACGAUAGCUGGCAGGGUCGUCUGUAUCAUACUUAGGCAAAGUUUGGAAGUGGAGAAGGACUGAAGCACUGACUAUAUAACAUAUCUGUCAUCUGCUGUGUACACAGUCAGGAUAUCCCUCCAACCCCUAGGGCCUUUAAACUCACCAGACCUGGGCUGGUCUUCUUAACUAAUGAAGGGGAAAUAGAGAGAAAAAACUUUCCAGGAAGCCCGCUGUGUUGGAUUGACUUAAUCCAUUCUGAUCAGUAGUCACUGAAUGUUUUUAGGGACAAAUGCAUUUGUUUAACUGGUGAGUAGAUCAUUGAAUGAUGGAGGAGGGUUACGACAUGCAGUGGGGACAGAAGGUAACAUCAUCAUUAGGUUUGACCCUUUGUGGUCAAGUGUGUGUGUGUGUGUGUGUGUGUGUGUGUGUGUGUGUGUGUGUAAGAGAUUUGUCCUCAUGAUAGAGUUGAGCCAGACUUAGUCGUGCGUAACUUGAACUUUCACAGAAAUCUCCUACUGACAUCAAUGCAUGAAUUAUGUAAACGUUCUCAUCACGCAUCAAUUGCUCUGGAAGACACUGAAGAGGUUCAACUCCCCUUGUCCUUCUCAUGACCACCAUCAUCCUCCAUCCAUUCAGUCCUCUUCUCUAAACCCUCCACCAGCCUCAUGGUUCCUGGGUAUACCAGUACCUAGCCCUCCACCAGCCUCAUGGUUCCUGGGUAUACCAGUACCUAGCCCUCUACCAGCCUCAUGGUUCCUGGGUAUACCAGUACCUAGCCCUCCACCAGCCUCAUGGUUCCUGGGUAUACCAGUACCUAGCCCUCCACCAGCCUCAUGGUUCCUGGGUAUACCAGUACCUAGCCUUCCACCAGCCUCAUGGUUCCUGGGUAUACCAGUACCUAGCCUUCCACCAGCCUCAUGGUUCCUGGGUAUACCAGUACCUAGCCCUCCACCAGCCUCAUGGUUCCUGGGUAUACCAGUACCUAGCCCUCUACCAGCCUCAUGGUUCCUGGGUAUACCAGUACCUAGCCCUCCACCAGCCUCAUGGUUCCUGGGUAUACCAGUACCUAGCCCUCCACCAGCCUCAUGGUUCCUGGGUAUACCAGUACCUAGCCUUCCACCAGCCUCAUGGUUCCUGGGUAUACCAGUACCUAGCCUUCCACCAGCCUCAUGGUUCCUGGGUAUACCAGUACCUAGCCUUCCACCAGCCUCAUGGUUCCUGGGUAUACCAGUACCUAGCCCUCCACCAGCCUCAUGGUUCCUGGGUAUACCAGUACCUAGCCUUCCACCAGCCUCAUGGUUCCUGGGUAUACCAGUACCUAGCCUUCCACCAGCCUCAUGGUUCCUGGGUAUACCAGUACCUAGCCCUCCACCAGCCUCAUGGUUCCUGGGUAUACCAGUACCUAGCCUUCCACCAGCCUCAUGGUUCCUGGGUAUACCAGUACCUAGCCUUCCACCAGCCUCAUGGUUCCUGGGUAUACCAGUCCCUAGCCUUCCGCCAGCCUCAUGGUUCCUGGGUAUACCAGUACCUAGCCUUCCACCAGCCUCAUGGUUCCUGGGUAUACCAGUACCUAGCCUUCCACCAGCCUCAUGGUUCCUGGGUAUACCAGUACCUAGCCCUCCACCAGCCUCAUGGUUCCUGGGUAUACCAGUACCUAGCCCUCCACCAGCCUCAUGGUUCCUGGGUAUACCAGUACCUAGCCCUCCACCAGCCUCAUGGUUCCUGGGUAUACCAGUACCUAGCCCUCCACCAGCCUCAUGGUUCCUGGGUAUACCAGUACCUAGCCUUCCACCAGCCUCAUGGUUCCUGGGUAUACCAGUACCUAGCCUUCCACCAGCCUCAUGGUUCCUGGGUAUACCAGUACCUAGCCCUCCACCAGCCUCAUGGUUCCUGGGUAUACCAGUACCUAGCCCUCCACCAGCCUCAUGGUUCCUGGCUCUGCUGUUCUAUACUUUAUUACUUUCUGGUCAUAGAUACAGCUGAUCAAUAGAUUACUGUGAACAGUGGGACAGUUUCAUUGAGACAAAGAGAGCUUAAAAGGGCAGAGCGCUCUUCACCCAGGGUCAAGAGCAGAAACUAAACAGAGACAGAAACCAAAAGUGGAUUAUGAUAAAGUUAUUGUCCCACAUCCAAUUGUGUUUGAGUCCAAGAAAUUGAGAAGGGAUGUAACAUUUGCACAGCAAAUAAGUAUUUCAGGGAAUAGGAGUGGCCAAUGACUUUGUGGGGCUUUUGGUCCGCAUUCAGAAUUCUUACUUUAUACUGUAUAUGCAAUUCAAGAACAACAUCUGUUGCAAAGAUUUUUGAGUGAUUGACAAAUUGUACUGGCAUUAACACAGAUACAUGGCAGUAAUUCUCUGUCCCAACAAAGGUAUUCAACUUAAAGCAUACCUUUUCCCAAUUCUACAUACCUUUUUUUGGGAUUACAUUGUGAAUUGUAUGUGUGUGUGAGUGUGUAUGUAUAUGUAUGUGUGUUUAUUGAGGGUUUAAUCUCAGUCUCACAUCUGCCAGUCGACAGUGUGGAGAGAGGCAGUUUAUAGUGCUCAUAGGGCUUGGUCACAGAGUGGGAAUGGGGACCCACAGGGUACUCUUGUCCUCCCCUAAUAACAUUCAGAUGGGCCUACUAAUGCAUGUUUACAUAUCUGCGGCAUAGUUCAUGACUAGAGUAAGCAAAGCCCUAAUUAUUUUAACCGGCGACGAGACCAAUAAAAUCAACUUCCUUUUCUCAUUAUGGGUGUUUAAGGGUUUCCUUUGAUGGCAAGACAUGUUUAUUUUUGGAAGAGUUCUGUAGCUGAGAAGAAAGCAAAUAGAAGUAUUGACACAGAGACGUUGACAAGAUGAACGAUUGAUUAACUCAAUGAUUCCUUAAAGGGCAGACGAAAGAGGAGGGGGCAGUUCAACAUGACGUGAACAUUCACACACAUACAUAGGCUAAACACCAAAGCAUACACACACAGACGGAGUGCUGUUGCACUGGAAUAGUUUCAGGAUUGAGACAUACCCAGUAGACUCAACCUCGCUACAUUCUUAAACCAAUACAUUCUAGUCACAGUAUAGUCACUGUUUAUGUACAAGGCUCAAUCUUAGUUGUGUAGCACUGAAACUAACCUUUCUGUCUACUCUUUCCCAGAAUGUUUUGGAGAAUCACUCUCCCGGUCCUACUGGCUGGGGUGCUCUGUGUUGCCACAGAGACCAGGAAGCCCCGCCCCCAGGGCUCCAUCCCCUCACUUUUCAAGACCAAAGGCAACCUGUCGGAGCGUCAGCGCCUGUUGCCGCGGAAACCCGAAGUCCUUUCGUCAAGUCGGGAGGCCCUGGUGGUCACGGAGCGCCGGUACCUCCGACGUGACUGGUGCAAGACGCAACCCCUCCGCCAGACAGUGAGCGAGGAGGGCUGCCGGAGUCGUACAGUGGUCAACCGCUUCUGCUAUGGCCAGUGUAACUCCUUCUACAUCCCCCGCCACAUGAGCCCCAGCUCAAAUCGAGGCCCAGGGUCCGGCCGGAAGAACCACAACAAGGCCCAAGAGCCCUUCCAGUCCUGUUCCUUCUGCAGGCCGCACCGCAUCACGCAGCUCACUGUGCAGUUGGACUGUCCAGGUCUGCAACCGGCCUUUCGCCAUCGCAAGGUGCAGCGUGUCAAACAGUGUCGCUGUAUGUCGGUGGACGUGAGUGGUAACGGAAAACUGUGAGGAAUUCUUCGGAACCAGACCAUGACAGUCACCAUGGACACUAAUGUGACUGUGAAAGUGAAUGUUAACAUGAACAUGAAUAGCAUAGACAUGACAGGGGACAAGUACCUCUCCCUUAUAUUGGACUAUUCUGCAUCAUCACUUUGUACACAGGUCUACUGGUCACACUAAAUGAACCCUACAGGUACUGGUAGUACAGAGUGGCCCAUCUAUUAGACCUUUGACUAUAUGGACAGCUAUGGUGAAACUGCAAAGCGAAGACAUAAAUGGAAGCAUAGCACAACACCAACUGAAGCACAGACAUGUUUCAGUUCAACACAGUCAGUCAUAUAAAACCACUGGGUCCUUCAACUCUAUACAAACUGGUAAUAUUACCUUACCUAUGGCCAUGGACUGAAGGCCCCUUUCAGCUGGCCUUUGGCUCUAGAAGGGACAUAUAAAACCAUAAACACAGCACCAAGUUCUAGACUGAAAGUGGAGCUCUUCAGCUGUCUAUGGCAUGUUGUGUUGUGUUGUGGACUGGGCUUACCUGGGGGAACUGUCCAGCCAAUAGGGCUUCAGAUUGAGAGAAAGACCCCUAGUCUGUCUAAGUAUUUGCCUGUGGAUUUCAGAGCCACCUGUGAAAUAUUUCACACAAAUAUCAAGCUAGCCAGUAAAUAAAUGAUAUUAUUAUUUUAUGUAUAACUGUUGUACU